AUGGUGUCCUUUUUCGAUUCUAGAUAUGAAUCUACAUUCAAUGAAACAGCUACUACAAACACAUUAAAUCAAGUUAAUGGAAGAUUGAUGAGUCAUUCUCAACCUCAAACAACGUAUACUCCAACAAAUGAUCUAUCGAAUACUAUAUUAUCUCAACAGAUAAUUCCGCCAAAAACUCGAAUGUUUUUAAUACGUCGUACAUUUUUAUUAAUCGUUACGUUCGAUGCUAUAUUUAUGGUCUUAUUAUGGAUUAUAUAUAACCAAAUACGUAAUAUAACUAUUGAUGAAGCUUUUAAAAAAGAAGUUAUCAAUUAUUCAAUAAAAUCAUCUUUAUUUGAUGUUGUUGGUUUAUCUGGAAUGCGAUUUAUUAUUUUAAUGAUUCCAUAUGCUAUAUUAAGAUGGUCUCAUUGGAUUUUUGUAGCUUUUACAACUCUUAGUUCAACUGGAUUUAUUCUUGCGAAAACAUGUGUAUUUACUAUCGAUGAGACAAAUAAAAGUGCGACGAAUUAUAUUAUAUUAAUAGCUUCAUUUAUUUUGGCAUGGGUUGAAAUAUGGUUUUUCGAUUAUCGGGUCAUUCCACAUGAACGUCGUUUAAGAGAAGCAUUAAAUCAUGGUGAAAGACGACAAUUGAUAUAUUCGUAUGGAAGCGGGUCAAUAUCUCCGAAUUCUCUAUUAUUAAAUCAUCAUCAUCAUCAUCAUACUGCAAUAACUCCCAAUGAGCAACAUCAAUCGUUCUAUUCUCCUCUAUAUUCUGUCGAUGGUAGUGAUACAGAAGAUACAAGACAUGAACCAUUACGUGCUGUUCAUUCCGAUUCGAAUGUAUCACGAUCAUUAUUAGCAACUUCAACAUCAUAUCUUGAUGAUGAUAAAAUUGAUGAUUAUCAAAAUCAAGCGAAUGAUACUAUUAAUGAAAUAUGGAAAAUAUAUAAAGAUGAAAAUUCUUGGUGUAAUGAAUUGAAAAGUCGAGAUGGACUUGAUACUGUUGUUUCAAAAACCUUUCCAAAAUGGGGAAAAGUUUUUCGAUUAACUGGUACUGUUGCAGCGCCUCGUUCUCUUAUUGUUGAAAUGCUAUUUGAACAACAAGAUGAUAUACCAAAAUGGAAUCAAUCUGUGAUUGAUUGUCAAAUAUUACAAGUUAUUAAUAGUGAUUUCUAUCAACUAACCGGCGAACAAGCACAAGGUUUUAUUACAAAACGUGAUUUUGUUAAUUUAACAGCACGUCGAUGUAUUGAUGGUGCUACAAUAUUAGCAGCUCAAGCAUGUCUUCAUCCACGAAUGCCACCAAAAGACACUUGUGUUCGUGCGGAAAAUGGACCAACUGCAUAUAUUAUUGAAAAAAUCGAUGAAACAACUUGUAAAUUUACUUGGUUACUUAAUGUUAAUUUAAAAGGAUGGAUUCCACAAUAUAUUAUAAAUAGUGCAUUAGCUGGUGUACAACUUGGUCUUGUUGAAGCACUUCGAAAAUAUAUAUCGAAAACAGUUGAUGUAACAUCAUCGUAUUCAUCAUCUCCAGGUGAUCAUACGAUAUAA
Messenger RNA from Adineta steineri, 1530 nucleotides. The record is from the annotation of a GenBank genome assembly. Lineage: Eukaryota; Metazoa; Rotifera; Eurotatoria; Adinetida; Adinetidae.